CCCAAUCCCAGCGUCCAUCUUCCCAAAAACCACAAACUAGAAAAAACAAAAACAAAAACAAAAACAAACAAACAAACCAUGACCCCUAAGCCACGCACUCUCCUCCUCACCCUCGAUGCCUUCGAAACUCUCUUCCACCCGCGCCCCUCUGUACCGGAACAAUACGCGUCGGCCGCGCACCACUUCGGACUCCCUAAAACAGCAAUUACGGCCGAGCGCGUCUUCGCCGCCUUCAAACCGGCGUUCAAAGCGCAGUCCAAAGCGCGCCCGAACUACGGUCGUGACGACGUCAUUCGCGGCCACUACGGCGGACCCCGGCAAUGGUGGGGGGAGAUCAUCAGGGCAACGUUUGUGCAGGUCCUUGCCGAACAACAUCAACAAUAUAAUAAUAACACUACUGCUACUACCAAUAACAACAACAAUAAUGACAGCAGUGGGGUCCAAGCAGAUCUCCCCGAGGGAUUGGUUGGGUAUUUACUUGAUCGGUUUGCAAGUAAAGAGGGCUAUGCGCUGUAUGAUGAUGUGGGGCCUUUUUUCUCCCGGAUUCGAGCUGUGAAGGAGAACGGGGGCAGAUUGGGUCCGUUUGAGCGGGUGGUGAUCGGCGUGAUUUCGAACUCGGAUGAUCGGGUUCCGGCGGUGUUGAAGUCAUUGGGAUUGCGGGUUGGGGAUUGUAGGGCUGACGAGGGCGUGGAUAGUAUGCGAUUGUCGGGGUUUGAAGAGAGGUCGUCUUCUGGGGUGGUAGAGGGUUCAGCUGUGAAUGACGGUGUCAAUGAUAUCGACCUGGUUGUUACGAGUUACGAGGCUGGAGUGGAGAAACCGAGUCCCAGAAUCUUUGAGGUGGCGAGGAGACAGGCGAAGGCGUUGGCUCGGGGUGAUAAUCUUGGUGACUGGACUUGUGUUCAUGUCGGGGAUGACUUGGAGAAGGAUUAUAGGGCUGCUGUUGGGGCGGGUUGGCAUGGGUAUUUCCUUGCUCGUGGCGACGAUGCGGCGAGGAGUGGUCAUGGCGAUACUAAUGUGAUUCAGUCGCUUGUGGAUUUGGUCCCUUUACUGGAGGCUUAUCCUUGAUUCGAGUGUGUUGGGUACACUGGCAUGCUUGUAUGAUAGAGGUAUCUUCACUCCUUUGGUGCUAUCUGUAAACUUAACGCACAGUAUAUAAUGAAGGCUGGGUUUUUGAUUAAGGUUUCAGACGUGUUGGAAGCACUCAGAAACCGUUGAAUGCUGACUUGCAAGACAAGAUUCAACAUGUAGGAUAAAUUAUAU
This is a messenger RNA of Aspergillus caelatus, 1260 nucleotides long. RefSeq lists its product as uncharacterized. The coding region runs from base 79 to 1065 and encodes 328 amino acids. The record is from RefSeq and is a predicted model, not a curated record. Lineage: Eukaryota; Fungi; Ascomycota; Eurotiomycetes; Eurotiales; Aspergillaceae. The transcript has a single exon.